AUGUCGAAACACAUCAGAUCAUCACAUCAGAUCCCCUACCAUCAUAAUGUCAUCAGCAUCUGCAGACAUUUAAUGUCUGUAAAUAUUGGAAAGAUUUCAGCUCUCUGCAACUUUAUCCGUACAGCAGUUGACAGCCUUGAAGCCAGAGAUGAGCCAAAUGAAGCUGCCUCGAGCUGGACUUCUCCUCUGGAUGUGUGUAAUGAACAGGGUCCAGGACACAGCAACAGCAGCAGCAGCACUGUCAAUCACCCACUGUGUGAUCAGGCAGUACGUCGACAUCACCUGUUACUGGGAAACAACCGACCAGCACCUGAACAUCAACAGCUACAGGCUUCAGAUUAACAAAAGCUCUUGUGAAAGUAAACACAGCUUCUUCCAGGUGGGUUUCUGUAAUACAGCAGGCUCUGACUGCUCCGUUCAGCCCAUCGACUCAGCGUUACACUGUUUCUGUGCGGAUGUGCUGGCGUCCACACGCACCGGAUCAAUACGAUCACCGCCGUACUUCUUCAGUGGGGUCAAUGCAGUGAAACUUCGUCCUCCACAGAUAACAAAUCUUACGCCAACAAAGACAAGGUCUGGGUGUUUGCAGGUGACAUGGAAAAUGGUUGAGAGCUUUCUCCAGAAUGAAAAAAUCUACAUUCGGCUCCAAAUAGAGUACACGACACACAACCAGACCAGAUCCCAGACUACACAAGCCUUUUCCAAUGAGACAUUGGAGCUGUGUGACUUACACCCAGGAUCCAAGUAUACGGUGAGACUGAGAGCUCAGGACAGUCGAGCGCAUGCUCACUGGAGCUCAUGGACGUCUCUAGACACAACCACAGCAGAGAAAGCUCCGUCUGCAGCUCCUCGGCUCUGGAGACUCAUCCAUUCUGUGGAAGAAGCUGGAAGGAGACGCCUCAUCCUUGUCUGGAAGCCUGUGUCCUGGCCUGAGGUCAAUGGUGUAGUGCUCAGUUACUCUGCAACAUGUCGCAGUGAUCUGGAUUCAUCACAGUGGACUUGUGGCACUAUGGACGCAUCCAGACGCUCCUGCAUCCUUAAUAUCUCUGAUGAUCCCUGUCACUGCAGCCUGACAGCCACGAACUCUGCUGGGACGUCACCUCCAGCUCACAUCUCCAUACCUGCACAUACACAUGCAGAAGAACUCCCACCCCCUCAGGCUAUCAGUGUCACCCGAUUGGACGACACUAGACUGGUGGUGGAAUGGACAGCUGCACUGAGCCAAUCAGAGAGCGGCUUUGUGGUGCAAUGGGCUUCUGUGCCUUACACUGAACCAACUAGUUUGGACUGGGAACAUAUAAAUGAAACUGCAAGAAGCUUUAUUGUCUCAGGUCUUCUGCCAGAAGUCCCAUAUAAUCUGUCGGUCGUGAGUCUGUUUGGGCCACUGGCAGGAAGUGGCAUGUCAGUCAUUGCUUUCACACGGGAAGGAGCGCCCUCUGUCGGCCCAAAUAUAACAAUGCUGCAGACGAGCAGCAGCGGUGUUGUUCUGAAAUGGGAUCCUGUUCCUUUAGAGAAACUUCACGGCUUCAUCCAGAGCUAUACCAUACUGUACAGCAUAAAUGGCAAAGACAAAAGUGAGAAGGUAAGCGCUCAUGAUGAACAGAAAUCUCUCAGUGGACUGAUGGAAGGAACCUAUAACAUCUGUGUAAUGGCUCAUACUGCAGUAGGGGGCGCCACUGGGCCCUGUCAGCAGGUGGUUGUGGGCCUUGAGGAUGUACAAGUGAUUCCCAUACUGCUGUGUGCACUUCUGCUGUGUUUUCUGAUUCUAAUCAUCCCAGUAUGCAUGAGGGUGAGGAUUAAACAGUGUCUGUGUCCAACUGUACCAGACCCUUCUAAAAGCAGCCUGUCGGUCUGGUCCAAUGCUAGAAUGUGUCAGCAUAAGCUACCAUCCCUGUCUGCCAUGAACUCUAUCAUCUCUAUGGGUCAAACUACAAUCUUUCAGGAUUAUGGUGAGAAGGACUACGUCCCUGUCCAGGUUUUCACCUACCACACUGUUCCACAAGACAGCAAUGAGACCAACAUCAGCACUUCUGCUGUAACACACCAGGACUCCACACUCCCAGCAGCUCAAGCUUUCCCCACACAUCUCCUCAACCACAGCUACACCAAACCAGGCCAAGUCACUCCUGCCGGAUACAAAGAAGACCCACAGCCCUCAUCUGACCAUCUCUUGUUUGAAUCGUUCUUCACCAACAAAAGAAAUCAAGCAGAUUUAUGCGACUACAUCCACGUGUCCCAGAGCCAUGAGCCGGUCAUCACGACCAUAGAUGAGUACAGGACUCUCGACCUGAACGAGUGUCCGCAUUUCCGACAGGUUUUACCGGAGGACACCAGCACAUAGUUCACUGCAGCUUAAACAGUGAGACCUACAGUAUGUGACUGGGGUUUCACAAUCCCACUCUCUCCAGCAAACUAAAACAUGAGCCCUCGUAUCAACCACCAUCUCUGUGUGCUUUGUGUUUGGCAGAUAUACACAGGUUUAUGCAGUAACGGGAGAGUUGGAACGGCAUAAGGCUGGGUGCAAUUAAAAUCAGAAACUUGUCUACUCUGUAAUCUGUUUCCAGUGUAGACAUCCGCAGUUGAUCAUAAUAGUUGCACUGGAUUUACAAUAGAUUCAUGGGCUGGUUUAAGAGAUUGCAUCCGAUUGCUGUUCUGCCCGACACUUGAAUAUGAAUUGUGAACUUUUUCCAUCAGUCUUUUUAUCUGAGAACCUCCUGUCAGAUCUGGUCUAGGUCAAGGACGCCACAAGAGCACCGCUACUCAUUUCCACACGUGACACCUCUCUCACAAAACCUCUCUGGUCUAGAGUCAAAUCUGCAUAACCACUGACACCAGUUGCCAGAAGAGAGGAAAAUGUGAAUUUGCUUUCGUUGCAUGGAAACUUGGCCUAUAUUUGAUAGUUCUGAAGUCAAACAGUGCCAUUUUAUUUGUGACAUAAUAUUGUUUUCUAAUUUUUUAUUAGCAAAUGGUGCUUGGAAAAUACCAGUAUCCAUAUUAUUUUAAUUUUUUAUUUUGAUAUUUGGUUUAAUAUUACUUUUUUUAUAUACAUAAUUUGCCAUCUU
Carassius auratus (goldfish) is the source of this 3062-nucleotide messenger RNA. Its product is annotated as interleukin-6 receptor subunit beta. The record is from RefSeq and is a predicted model, not a curated record. Lineage: Eukaryota; Metazoa; Chordata; Actinopteri; Cypriniformes; Cyprinidae. The coding region runs from base 149 to 2341 and encodes 730 amino acids. The transcript has 15 exons. Gene Ontology annotation, molecular function: protein binding.